AUGGAGUCCUCCGCGUCGGAGCAGCUUCAGAAUUAUUGCGAUCUGAAGACGGUGGAGAUGCUUGGAAAGGGAGCUUACGGUUUCGUGCUGACGUGUUUUGACAAGGAGCACACGCAGAAAGUGGUUGUGAAGCUGCAGAGCCCAAGAUGGGCUGCUGUUGCCGCGCAAGAAUGGGCUCAUGGCUCACAAUGUGCCCACGACCACAUUGUUUCUCACCUUCAGGUCCUUCUCCACUACGAUGGCAAGAGUGAGAUGGAAAGGAAGAUCGAGAAAGCCUUCGACGACGGUGUCUUCAUAGGGAAGCGGCCGAAGAUACUCCCAGACAGAUACGUCUGUAUGGUCUUGGAGUACAUGGAUCGGGGAACAGCGCAGCACUUGUCCAAGGAGGGCCUGCUUGACCUCGAAGGCCUGGCAGCCAUUGCCCGACAAGUCUCUUCUGCCCUGGCCUUCAUCCACAAGAGCAAGCAAACUCACAACGACAUCAAGCCAGAGAACAUUCUCUUGAGGAAGGCCGCAGCUGGUGACCACCUCGUCGUGAAGCUCGCAGAUUUUGGGCUGGCCCAGUGGUCCGUCGAACGUCAGCGGGAUGCCGAGCUGAUGGCUUACAGCCUUUGGUGCCUUGGGCUUGACGAGCCGUUUGAGCACAUGCCCUCUAAGCCAGAAAGGCCAGCUGCAGCAGACAGGUUCGAGGGCAAGGCGCUUCUCAAGGACUCUCGGCAGGACCUGCGCAGCGCGCUGGCCAAGGCUGUCCGAGAUCUUUGGGCUGGUUCGACCGAGAUGGCUGUUGUGGCUGCUUCGGAGGAUUUCUGCAACGCGCAGCUUACCAUCCACCAUGCCAAGCAUACGGAGGUAGAGGCAAAUGCUAGACAAGAGAUUCCUCCCAGACUGGAGCGACAAGCCAAGCUUUGGAAAGCAGUGCACAUGGCAAACAUCGUGAGAAGGUGGAGCCAUGCGGACUGCCCGCGCACCGGUUCUUGUUUGCUGCUGAGCACACUCUGUCUGUAUCGGUUUCUUGAGGUGUGCUGUGCCAUCUCUCUUCUAUCUCUCUCCCCCUCUCCUCCUUCCCCUCUCCCCCUCCCCCUCUCCUCCUUCCCCUCUCCUCCUCCCCCUCCCCCUCUCAGUCUCCCCCGCCCCCCUCUGCCCCUCCCCCUCUCCCCCGGUCCCUCUCCCUCUCUCCCUCUUCCUAUUGAUAAUUGA
Messenger RNA from Symbiodinium natans, 1197 nucleotides. NCBI's taxonomy places the organism in Eukaryota, Dinophyceae, Suessiales, Symbiodiniaceae. The record is from the annotation of a GenBank genome assembly.